Trichophyton rubrum CBS 118892 is the source of this 846-nucleotide messenger RNA. Its product is annotated as hydroxymethylglutaryl-CoA synthase. Gene Ontology annotation, molecular function: hydroxymethylglutaryl-CoA synthase activity. Lineage: Eukaryota; Fungi; Ascomycota; Eurotiomycetes; Onygenales; Arthrodermataceae. Gene Ontology annotation, biological process: ergosterol biosynthetic process; acetyl-CoA metabolic process. The transcript has 2 exons. The coding region runs from base 1 to 846 and encodes 281 amino acids. The record is from RefSeq and is a predicted model, not a curated record.
AUGUUGAUCGGACCAAAUGCCCCUCUGAUCUUUGAACCAACUCGUGGUUCUUUCAUGCAGCAUACCUAUGACUUUUACAAGGGCGAUUUAAAGUCCGAAUACCCAAUUGUAGAUGGUCAAUUCUCGAACAAGUGCUAUCUGAUGGCGUUGGAUAACUGCUAUAAGCGUUAUCAAGCGAAGAAGUCUUCUCAACUAGUCAAUGGCACGACGGGGAAUACUCCACUUGAUUCAUUCGAUUACUUUGUCUUUCAUGCCCCUAACUGCAAAUUGGUAGCUAAGUCGUAUGCACGGCUGCUAUAUUAUGACUACUUAGCAGACCCACAAAAUCCCACUUUCAAGGGUAUCCCCACCGAGGUCAAAGAAAUCGACUAUGAGAGCUCCCUUGGCGACAAGUGCGUAGAAAAAAUUUUCAUGGCUCUAACGCAAAAGCGCUUCUCGAAUCGCGUACAGCCUAGUCUUAUGGCAGCACCCGUGUGCGGUAAUUCGUAUACAGCAUCCGUAUACUUUGGACUGGUCAGUCUGCUAAGCAGUGUGCAGGGUAAGGAGCUUCUAGGCAAGAGAGUUGGAUUCUUCAGCUACGGGAGUGGCUUGGCUAGCAGCAUGUAUACCCUCCGUGUCAAAGGUAAUACUGAUGAAAUGGCACGCAAACUGAACUUGGUUCAGCGGCUUGAAACUCGAAAGGCUGAGUCACCCGAAUUCUACGACCAGAUGUGUCAGCUCCGCGAAAAGGCAUAUCAGCAACGAAAUUAUACACCCCAAGGCUGCAUUGAAAGUUUUGCCUCCGGGACUUAUUAUCUUGUCAAUAUCGACGAAGCAUUUAGACGAACCUACGCCAUUGUACCAUGA